GGGUUCUUGCGAGUGGGAAAAGCUUUCCCUUUUCCAAUUUCCCCUUCAAAAAUCUUCUCUUCAUUUUCCAUAAUCAUCACACAAAUCACGCAUACUCACCCACACAAACACACUGACUCGGAGAAGAGAAAACCCACUUCCAAGAAUCAAAUCUUUUCUCCAUCGAAACAUUGAUUUAAGGUUCCGUUUUCUUUCAAUGUAGCCCAAUUGAUCGGAACCCAUGUUUUUCCCUAUUUGAUUCGUUGAUUGAGUUCAACAUCUGUGGGUUUUUUUUAAAGGGAGGGAAAGGUAGGGUUUGUUUUAUGAUGCUUUGUCCUGAAUUGAACACUCAGAUACAAACAUGGCUUCGUGAUUACGACAAGAUUCAAUCUUUCGCCGUGAAACUCAUUUACAUUCAACUUGCUUGUGCUUUGAUUGGAUCAUUGGGGGUAUUGUAUAAUGGAGUUUCCCUUAUAAAUCUUGGGAUUGGAUUAUUCGCAUUGGUUGCAAUCGAGAGUAGCAGCCAGAGUCUCGGCCGAACUUAUGCUGUUCUUUUGUUUUCUGCAAUUUUGCUAGAUAUUUUGUGGUUCAUCCUCUUCGGUCAAGAAAUCUGGGACAUUUCUUCAGAGAUUUAUGGAGAAUUAGCCAUAUUUUCAGUGAGACUCACUCUGUUAAUGCAAAUUAUUGGGUUCAUGGUAAGAUCAUCAUCCUCAUUAUUAUGGAUUCAGAUGUAUAGAUUGGGGCCAUCACUUGUGGAUAGUACAGUUCCUCGAGAUGGAGACUUGGAUUUGAGGAACAGUUUUAUGAGUCCUGCCACCCCACCUGUAGUUAGACGUACUUCUGGUUCUGCCGAUUUAUUAGGAGGCUCCAUCUAUGAUCCAGCAUACUACUCGUCUCUUUUUUCAGAUAACCAAGAUGAAGGAUCUUUACACUCGGGUCACAACCAUCGUAUUGGCAUGGAUGGCUCUUUGUCUGAUCCUCUGUUGAAGCCAUCUUUAAGCAAAUCUUUUCGGGCUACACAUGAAAGGACCGUAGUAAGCAGGCUCGGGAGCCUUUAACCCAAGCCAAAAACGGGCAGUAUGUCCCACUCAGAACUAGGGUCUCGGAGGCUGGGGAGCCUUUGAGGUAGAGUAUUUCCAUCGUAUUCGAUAGCUAUGGGCAUAACUAGCAUUCUCCAGAUAUUUUUUAUUACCAAAUGGAGGUUCAUUCUUAUACUUGAAUUAAAUGUACAGUUGCAUCUUACUUACAUGUAUUAAUUUAGUGGAAAAGGGCAAAAAAUGCCGAACCGCUAUACAUUUGCAACUUUCUUGCUACAAGGGUUGUACCUCAUGCAUGUUUCGAUUAUACAUUCGAGCCAUAUCAACCGUAGUGCUACAGCGGUUGUACUUCGUUCA
Cynara cardunculus var. scolymus (artichoke) is the source of this 1373-nucleotide messenger RNA. RefSeq lists its product as uncharacterized. The transcript is spliced from 5 exons. The record is from RefSeq and is a predicted model, not a curated record. NCBI's taxonomy places the organism in Eukaryota, Viridiplantae, Streptophyta, Magnoliopsida, Asterales, Asteraceae. Bases 303 to 1037 code for a protein of 244 amino acids.